Messenger RNA from Eutrema salsugineum, 1657 nucleotides. RefSeq names its product FBD-associated F-box protein At3g49020. The transcript has 4 exons. The record is from RefSeq and is a predicted model, not a curated record. The coding region runs from base 197 to 1627 and encodes 476 amino acids. Gene Ontology annotation, molecular function: protein binding. Lineage: Eukaryota; Viridiplantae; Streptophyta; Magnoliopsida; Brassicales; Brassicaceae.
UAGGUUUACUCUCUUACUGUUUCAGUUUGGUUUGUGACUCUGACUCGUCAAUCCUUUUGCUGAUUGAUUGAUUUUGAAGCUGAAUCGUCACCGUUAUCAUUUCUAGGCUUUAGCUUGUGCUAGGCAUUUGGAGUGUUCUUGCGAUAGCACUGGGACCUGAAGGAACUCUACCAAAUUGUUGUCUCUGUUAACGAUAAUGGAACACAAACGAAAAAUCGGUGGUGAGCGUUUGAGAAACCGAGAUGAUGUUUUGAAUGAGGACAGAAUCAGCGAAUUGCCUGAUGAUUUGCUUCUGCGUAUUUUAUCUUCACUCCCAACAGAAACUGUCAUAGCCACGAGUGUUUUGUCUAAACGGUGGAGAUCUCUAUGGAAGAUGGUGCCAAAGCUCAAGUUUAAUUCUGAAGAUCACAAAAGUGACCACCAAAGAUUUUCAGAGAUUGUUUACAGGUCUUCUCUUUCACAUAAAGCUCCGGUUCUAGAGAGUUUGCAUUUGGUAGUUAGAGAUAAAACUGAAGCUUUAGAUGUUGGAAUAUGGAUUGGAAUUGCAUUUGCACACCAUUUGCGAGAAUUGGUAGUGGAUCUUCACAAUCAGGAGGAAGCUUAUGCCAUAUUUCCUAGUGUUUUGUUUAGCUGUGAUGAUAAUACACUCGAUAGCUUGGAAUUGAAGACUUCAAUUCUUUUGGAGUUUCCUUCUCGGGUUUGUCUCAAGUCUCUUAGAAAGCUGCACCUUGACUAUGUGGUAUUCAAUGACCAAGAAUCUGUUUGUAACCUUUUCUCUGCCUGUCCUAGUCUUGAAGAUUUGUUCGUGGAACGAAAAAGCAAUAUCGAUGUUGAGAUUUUCACUAUUGCGGUGCCAUCAGUACAGAGACUAACCAUAGUAGAUGAGUUCCCAGGAAACGGGGAUGAAGGUUAUGUGAUAAAUGCUCCUUCUUUGAAAUACUUGAACAUCAAAGGGCUCGAGUGGGUUGAGUCCUGUCUGAUUGAGAAUGCGCCAGAGCUAGUGGAGGCCAAAAUCAUUGACGUUACUUAUGUAAACAAUGAGAACAUCUUGGUAUCUCUAGCUGGAGUCAAACGUCUUUCCUUACACUCAUUACCCUUUGAGGGACAGGUAAAGUAUCCUACUGGUAUUGUCUUUUAUCAGCUGGUAUUCUUGGAGCUAUUGACACCAAAAGAGCGGAAUAUUCUCUCGCUUAUGCUCGAUAGUUGCCCUAAAUUGCAAAUCCUCAAGCUCAUCAACCCUACUGAUUGUUUUGCUACAAGAAGAGCAUGUCCGGUUGGGUGGGAAUGGAGUCAGCCAAAAUGUGUACCGGAAUGUUUGUUGUACCAUCUUGAGACAUUCGUGUGGACAAAAUACGCAUGGCAACGAGAUGAUGAGAAAGAAGUGGCCGCAUACAUCCUAAAGAACGCAAGGCGGUUGAAGAAAGGAACAAUAUCCACAUUAGCCAUUGAAUCUAAUAAGCUCGAGAGGUUGGAAAAGAGAUAUGAGAUGCUCAACGUGUUGGCUAAUGAGGUCAGGGGUUCAGUUUCAUGUCACGUCUUGUUCGAAGCUGAUUCGUAUUCUUAUAAAUCAGGAUACUAUGUACCACAUAAAUUUUCUUUUACAUUGGGCACGACAGAGAAAGAAUAAUAGAGUUUCACUUCAUUGUUUCAGAAGUUA